Molecule: messenger RNA, 5199 nt
Organism: Camellia sinensis
Lineage: Eukaryota; Viridiplantae; Streptophyta; Magnoliopsida; Ericales; Theaceae
Gene: SUVR5
Product: histone-lysine N-methyltransferase SUVR5
Cellular component (GO): nucleus
Molecular function (GO): histone methyltransferase activity; protein binding; zinc ion binding
Source: RefSeq, a predicted model, not a curated record
UUUUUUCAUUUUUCUAGCAGACCCCAGACCAUUUCCAUUUUACACCCUGCCCCCAUCAUCCCCCCCUCUCCCUCUCUCUUUCUGUAGAGAGAGUUUUGAUUUUCAAUUUGGACCGUGGACACGCCCACACCCACAUCCCUCUCGUGCAAAAAAUUCUGGUUAGUCACAACAUUCAUAUCUCACUCCCCCUAGGGCUUGGUAUAUAAUAGUGAGAUAGGAAAAAAAAAUAAAAAAAAAUACAGCGACAACCCACAAUUCAAUUUCACCUCUAUGCCAACUACAAUGGAUCAAAAAAGGUGAUCUUUCAGUUGCUAAGGUGAGAGUGGGAUGUAAUGGGUGAUAAUAUAGACAAUAUAUGGCAUUACAUAUUUUAGAGCGCAAUUAUGGAAGUGUUUCCUUGUUCCGGCUUGCAUUAUGUUGAGGAAUCAGAUUGCCCUCAACAGGGUUCAGGAACAACUAUUAUUUUUGGCGGGGAAUCGAACUGUCUUGAACACGGAGAAGAAGUUCAAGUGGCAGAUGUUAAAGUGAGCGAUUUGGUGCAUAUUCAAAAUUUUUCUUGUGAUGCUCAUGAUUCUGAGGAUGGGAACUUGAAUGGACAGGAUUUUUGCACAGAGUCUUGCCUGGCCUCUGAGACUGACCAUUUACUUGUAGAUACUAUUGAAAGCAGGGUGUUGAGUAACAAAGAGGGAGAGUCUUCUCUUUCAGAAUCCAAGUGGUUAGAACAUGAUGAAUCUUUGGCUGUUUGGGUCAAGUGGAGAGGGAAGUGGCAAGCAGCAAUCAAAUGCGCAAGGGCAGACUGGCCAUUGUCGACAGUGAAAGCAAAACCAACUCAUGACAGGAAAAAGUAUCUUGUGAUAUUUUUUCCACGCAAAAGAAAUUACUCUUGGGCAGAUGUGCUACUUGUCCGUCCAAUUAAUGAAUUUCCAGAGCCCAUUGCAUAUAGGACACACAAAGUUGGAAUGAAAAUGGUGAAAGAUUUGACUCUUGCCCACCGGUUUAUCAUGCAAAAGCUGGCUGUUAGCAUGCUAAAUAUUAUUGACCAAUUACAUACCAAGGCUCUGACAGAGACUGCUCGCAGCGUGAUGGUUUGGAAGGAAUUUGCAAUGGAGGCUUCUCGCUGCAAGGGUUAUUCUGAUCUUGGAAGGAUGCUUCUGAAACUUCAGAAUAUGAUACUACAGUGCUGUUUGAAUUCUGAUUGGCUACAGCAUUCUUUCCACUCUUGGGUACAGCAAUGCCAGAAUGCACAUAAUGCAGACUCCAUAGAAAUGCUGAGAGAGGAAUUAGUUGAUUCCAUUCUGUGGAACGAAGUCAACGUACUCUCAGAUGUAGAAAUGCAGCCUGAGUUGGUUUCUGAGUGUAAGAACUGGAAGCAUGAAGUUAUGAAAUGGUUUUCAACAUCGCAUCCCCUACCUAGUGGUGGAGACAUGGAGCAGCAGCCUAAUGAUAGUUCUUUGCCCACGGGGCUUCAGAUUAGCAGGAAGAGACCCAAGCUUGAAGUUCGUCGUGCUGAGUCACAUGCUUUUCAAGUUGAUACCCAGGGCUCACAUCAGGCUAUAGCUGUUGAAAUUGAUGCUGGGUUUUUUGAUGGCCGAGGUAUUGGAAAUACCAGUGCACUAGAAUCCAAGCCCCCUAGAGAGGAAAUUCAUCCAGAGGAUACUGAUGGAUGGGGUGAGAUUGUAGUUGAAGCCGGAAAUUCAGAAGUCAUUCAGACCAAAGAUGUGGAAAGGACACCUAUGAAUGGAGGUCUAGCUAGCAAAUCCUUGGAUCCUGGUAAUAAAAAUCGCCAGUGCAUAGCUUUUAUUGAAGCUAAGGGAAGGCAGUGUGUGAGGUGGGCAAAUGAUGGUGAUGUUUACUGUUGUGUGCAUUUGGCUUCUCGUUUUAUUGACAAUGCUGUAGAAGCAGCGGCAACUCCUGUUGAUGCACCGAUGUGUGAAGGUACAACCACUCGUGGUACUAAGUGCAAGCAUCGGUCUCUAUAUGGUUCUUCUUUCUGUAAGAAACAUAGACCCCGUGAUCAUACGAACAUGACCUUAAGUUCGCCUGGUAGUAAGUUUAAGAGAAAGCAUGAUGAGAUUGUAGAUAGAUUAGAGGCCACAAAUUGCAAAGAAAUUGUAUUGGUGGGACAAGUUGAUACACCUCUCCAAGUCGAUCCAAUCUCAGUUAUGGGUAGAGUAGACUCCAAUGAAAAGAGCUUAAUUGAGGUGCUGCACUGCAUAGGAUCAUGUCCCCAGGAUGGAAGCGAUCCUUGUCUGGAAAGUCCAAAGAAGUAUUCUUUAUAUUGUGAAAAACACCUACCAAGCUGGCUUAAACGGGCAAGGAAUGGGAAGAGCAGGAUAAUUUCAAAGGAAGUAUUUAUAGAGCUUUUGAAGGAUUGUUGCUGUCAGGAGCAAAAAUUGCACUUGCAUCAAGCAUGUGAGCUGUUCAACAGGCUCUUUAAAAGUAUUUUAUCCCUGAGAAACCCAGUUCCUAAGGAAAUCCAAUUUCAGUGGGUGAUCUCUGAAGCUUCGAAAGAUGUUAAUGCCGGGGAAUUCUUGAUGAAGUUGGUUUGCAGUGAAAUAGAGAGACUCAGGAGUCUUUGGGGUUUUAGUCCUGACAAAGAUACUCAAGAUUCCUCCCAUGUUAAAGAAUUAGUUCAAAUUCCGGUGGCUACUGAUAGUGAGCACGACAGACAAAAUACCAUCAAGUGCAAAAUUUGCUCAGAAAAGUUUCUUGAUGACCAAGUGCUUGGCACACACUGGAUGGAUAAUCAUAAAAAGGAGGCAAAAUGGUUGUUUAGAGGGUAUGCUUGUGCCAUCUGCCUGGAUUCUUUCACUAACAAGAAGGUUCUGGAAGCACAUGUGCAGGAGAGACACCACGUGCAAUUCGUUGAACAAUGCAUGCUUUUGCAAUGUAUUCCUUGUGGUGGCCAUUUUGGGAAUCCCGAGCAGUUAUGGGGGCACGUGCUUUCGGUUCAUCCUGCAAAUUUUAGGCUGUCAGAAGGUCCUCAACAGCAUGAUUUGUCUGUGGGUAAAGAUCCUAUGCAGAAACCUCAGCUGGCCAAUUUAGCUUCUGUAGAUAAUAAUCACUCCGAGAAUCAAGGUGGUUUCCGAAAAUUCAUUUGCCGGUUUUGUGGGUUGAAGUUUGAUUUGCUACCUGAUCUAGGCCGUCACCAUCAAGCUGCUCAUAUGGGUCCAAGUUUUGUAGGUCCACGCCCUUCGAAGAGGGGUAUCCAUUUUUAUUCGUAUAGAUUAAAAUCAGGGAGACUAACCCGCCCUAGAUUUAGAAAAAGUCUGGGGUCAGCAUCAUUUCGGAUUCGGAACAGGGGUGGUACAAGUGUGAAGAAACUCAUCCAGGCAUCAAAUUCAGUUGGCUCUGAGGAAAUGAAAGUACAAUCUCAUGUAACUGAGGCAUCAAGUCUUGGAAGAUUAGCAGAAUCUCAAUGCUCAGCUAUUGCAAAGAUAUUGUUUUCUGAGAUUCAGAAAACAAAACUACAUCCCAGUAACCUUGACAUUUUAUAUAUUGCUCGCUCUUCAUGUUGCAAAGUAGGCCUCGAAGCCUCGUUGGAGAAGACAUAUGGACUAUUGCCAGAACGUUUGUAUCUUAAGGCAGCCAAACUUUGUAGUGAGCAUAAUAUUCUGGUGGACUGGCAUAGAGAGGGGUUUAUUUGUCCCAAAGGAUGUGAAUCAAUAAAAGAUCCACAUCUGGUGUCUUUCUUGAUGCCUCUCUCAGAGGAUGUAGCGGGAUUGAGAUCGGCACUUCCAACUGAUCCUGUGAAUAAUGAGUGGGAAAUGGAUGAGUGCCACCAUGUCAUUGAUUCCCGGCAUUUUAAACAGAAUUCUAUGCAGAAAACCUUUAUCUUGUGUGACGACAUAAGCUUUGGGCACGAAACAGUUCCAAUAAUGUGUGUAGUGGAUGAAAAUCUUUUGGAUUCCCUUCCCAUUGUUCAAGACAGAUCUGAUGGCCAAAUAACUGCAGACUCUAUGCCUUGGGAGAGCUUUACAUAUGCCAGGAAACCGUUGUUUGAUCGAUCCCUUUCUCUUGAAGCAGAGAGUUUGCAGUUGGGUUGUGGUUGCACACAUUCAACAUGCUCUCCUGAAACCUGCGAUCAUGUAUACCUUUUCGAUAAUGAUUACGAGGAUGCAAAAGAUAUAUAUGGCAAGCCCAUGCAUGGCAGAUUUCCAUACGAUGCGAAAGGCCGGAUCAUUUUGAAGGAGGGUUACUUGGUCUAUGAGUGCAAUCACAUCUGCAGCUGCAGUAGAUCCUGUCAGAAUAGGGUUUUGCAGAAUGGUGUACAAGUUAAAUUAGAAGUCUUCAAAACUGAGAAUAAGGGUUGGGCAGUCAGAGCAAGAGAAGAAAUCCUGUGUGGUACAUUUGUAUGCGAGUACGUCGGGGAGGUGAUAGAUGAGCAGGAAGCAAACAAGAGGCGUAUUAGGUAUGGACAAGAAGGUUGGGGAUAUUUCUAUGUCAUUGAUUCUCACAUUAAUGACAUGAGCAGAUUGAUUGAAGGGCAGCUCCCAUAUAUAAUUGACGCUACGAGUUAUGGAAAUGUUUCACGGUAUAUCAACCACAGUUGUGCACCAAAUCUUGUGAAUCAUCAAGUCCUUGUGGAAAGCAUGGAUUGUCAGCUUGCACACAUUGGUCUGUAUGCAAAUCGAGAUAUAGCUGCGGGGGAAGAGCUGACAUAUGAUUACCAAUACAAGCUACUGCCUGGAGAAGGAUGCCCGUGCUAUUGUGAAGCUCCGAAUUGCAGGGGCCGCCUUUACUGAAUAAACAACAAAGGAAGAUUAUGAGAUGGGAUACAUUUUUUUUUUUCCUUUCAGAAAAAGGUUCAAAAAGAACUUUGUGGUCGUCUUGAAGCCAUCAACAGUUGUUCACAUCUCAUGCUCUUCAGUAAGCGGUCACAAUUUGUUCGAAGCCAGCAGAGUUUAUUUGAGGCACCAUAGCUCUUUAGGCUCCAGAACUUUUACCUGUGCUGUAAGUGUAUAUAUGGCUUUGCUUUUUCAGUAGAUUGUACCAAUACCUUAUAGUUUAUACAUCAUGCUUCAAGAGAAUGAGGAUUAAGCCUUGUUCUGUUUGUUGUUUGCUUAGGUUUUUUACUUGCUGGAGUUGAAAGUUGGCCGAGUUUAGGAAAUCGCAGUUGGGUUUAUGCCAUAAAUGGCAGUGUUGAAGAUAAUUUUAUUUCAUAAUGCCAGUAGCUUUUGCCCAUUUUGUUUUUGUUUA